Messenger RNA from Parascedosporium putredinis, 2040 nucleotides. Lineage: Eukaryota; Fungi; Ascomycota; Sordariomycetes; Microascales; Microascaceae. The record is from the annotation of a GenBank genome assembly.
AUGACUCAGGAAAGCCUUCUCCUCAUUCCGCUCGACCCCAGGCGGCCUGUCACCCAUCAAGUCAUUGCCGAGCGGUACCAGAAGGUUCUGGCCUCGGUGCUCUCCCAACUUAGCAACCCAGACCGCGGUGCAGUCCUCAUACUUGCCGUUGCUGGUGAAUUCUUGGGGCGAGGAGAUGACGCUGAACAACACCAGCAGAUCAGCUGGUCCCAAAUUCAAACGGUCCUCAGCAGCUUCUAUUCGGUGAUCUCGUUUCUAUGUGCGAAACAAUCCAUACCGGCAGAUACCAAUGCGGGGCCCCAUUCGGUUGAUGUGCGUGUCGUAUUUGUGCACACCGUCCCGAGAGGCCCCGGGGAUCAAGCACGUGGCCCGGGGUCAACCGGUACAAUUAUUCGUGACCUCGACACCUUUGCACGGAUACGCAGUCUGUGGUCUUCGAUAUUCGUUCUCAAUUCCCGAGAGGGCCGUGAGCUACUAGAUGCCUACGCCCACGCCGCUGGGGGUCUAAUUCCCAAGGAUAGGAUCAUCAGCCUAGACUCCUCUCCUCCAGGAAAGGCUGAGAUACCCGUGCAUUCGACUUCUUCAAAUGUUACUAUGACGGCCGGUUUUCGCAUCGUUUGUCUCGGUGGAACCUUUGAUCACCUCCAUCCUGGCCAUAAGCUCCUACUUUCGGCUGCUGCGGCUUUGCUCAAAGUCUCCGGAGACCUUUCGUCUCCCAGCCGGUUUGUGAUUGGCAUAACUGGCGACGAGCUUCUCAGAAACAAAAAAUUCCUGCACACAUUUAUCGACUGCGAGAACCAGGUAGAUGUGCAAAUAUACUCAAAGGGCCACAAGUCCUUAUUGGGACAUAUCGGAACGGGGGUCCUUGUCGAAUGUGUUGAGAUUCAGGAACCCUUCGGACCAACCAUCACGAUUGAGGAUAUGGAUGUCUUAGUUGUCUCGGGUGAGACAAGGUCGGGUGGUCAAGCAGUCAAUGAUAAGAGGAGGGAGAAAGGAUGGAAUGAGGUGAUAGUCUACGAAGUAGACGUCCUCGACGCUCAGGGCAUCCAGGAACAUGGAACUACGCCGACGGAAGACUUUGCUGCCAAGAUCAGCAGCACAGCUAUCCGGGAGCUAAAGGCAAAAGCUGCUGGCGGAAGUGGGCCUUACCCGCACUUGAUCAACGCUACCUCUCCCCUCGCGAUGGCCAGGAUCCAGCCCUUCAGAGUCGAGCAAUGGAUGGAUCAGUACGAAACCACGCCGGACGUUUUAAACGUGGCCGAGACGUGUGCGUCUUCCGUUAGCCUCGACGAGCUACAAGAUUUAUCAGACAACGACCUGAGGAUGCCGCUGAUCGAUACUUCGCGCCCGCUCACAUACGGCGCGAUACGGGGUUCGGAGGCUCUCCGUAAGAGUGCCGAACACAAAGGGAUUAUUGUCUUCUCCGACGAGGUAUAUCGACCCAUCUUUCAUGAUUUCAGCGUCAGCGGGACGAGUGUACCGCCCUCCGUCGCCUCCCUUGGGUACGAGAAGACUAUAGUCACAGGCUCCAUGUCUAAGGCGUACGCCCUGGCGGGGAUCCGCGUCGGAUGGGUGGCUUCCAAAGAUGCCUCUAUCCUUCAAGCCAUCCUUUCCGCGAGAGACUACACCGCCAUCAGCGUUUCUCAGCUCGACGACCAAGUUGCGCAAUACGCCCUAUCCGAGCGCGUCUUCUCCCGGCUACUUCAACGAAAUUUAGCACUCACAAGGGAAAACCUUGCACUUCUAAAAGUAUUUGUCGAGAGCUACCCUUCCAUAUGCUCAUGGGUCCAGCCGAAUUCGGGUACAAUGGCAUUCAUACGGUUUACCAGCGGUGGCCAGAGCAGAGAGCCCGUAGAUGACGUCAAAUUUUGCCUUGACGUCCUAUCCAAGACGAACGUUAUGCUUGUACCUGGCUCAAGAUGCUUUGGUGAAGACAGGGACUUUAUGGGCUAUGUAAGGAUUGGCUACGCCUGUUCAACACCGAUCCUCGCCGAAGCAUUGCAGAGACUUGGCUCUUACCUCGAGCAAAACAUCCUUUAG